AUGGAGGACUUUUGGACAUGGCAUGACUUGGUGUUUGACUUUUCCGACAGUCAAUCAAGCAUGGAUUCCACACCUCCCUCUCCCGGGAUGCCACCCUCACUAUCACCGGAGCCGGAGCAAGCCUUCAAACGCCGCAAGGUGGACAGCGGGUUGAGCGGUUUUCAGAUUAUCCCUAGCGACCGGAGACCUAUUCAGUAUGCCAGGCCGAGAAAAUCGAGCGGCCCUCUUACCCUGCGCCGGGCCAAACCGAUCAAGUCGCACAUACCCUACGAAAUCUGGUUAAACAUAUUCUCCUUUUGCACACCCCAAACGCUUGCCAAGCUCCGUCGUGUCAACUCUACUUUCAAGUCCUUCAUUGACGAUGAGAGGGUUUGGGCCACUAGCAGGAAGAGUAAUUUUCCCCAUUUCCCUGAACCCAUUUAUGGUUAUCCGGAGAAUUACAUGUGGAAUUUGUGGAGGGGCAUGGGAUGCAUGAUUUGCGGUGCUGCUCGUGUUAAGAAGGUCUACUGGACUUGGGGGGUUAGAAUGUGCUUUGAGUGCUUCAAAGACGGAAGAAUGAAGGCAAGACAGACCCCUUCUUUCGUUUCGUCUUUCUUUUUUCGUCUUUAUCAAUCCCUAUUACCUGUCAAAUAUCCCCCACCCCCAGAAACUACAGCCUCAAAACACACUCAGUUCGUGCAUACCACUUUCAUAAUUGACCCUUUCCCCCGCCUGAGACUGGGUAAAGAGAGUUAUUUGCUAACUAUAGAAAUUAGGCUGAUGAAAUUUACGGACCCGGUGAUUUCUGCCAAAACGCCAAAAAAUGUUUGAGGCAUUGCUACAUAUCCGGUAAGCUUUCUUGCCUCUAGUCUCAAUAUAUACCCAUAGGCCGUUUACAAUUUGGUGUCUUCCCUCAUUUUGGGACCUGCUCCCAUUUUCUCUACCCAACGUAUGCUAAUCUCUCCCGGGAUUAGGGAGGUCUGUCACUACCGAGCGUGACAUAUAUUACGGCGGCGAACCAGCCUAUUGGCGGGACGAAGUUGAAACCUUCAAGGUCGAGUACUUUAAACGCAAGAAGGAAAACGACCCUGAAGUAUUGAAGGUUUUCUUGGAGUUUGAGAGGAACAAAACGGUUGAAUUGAUGAAGACUGCCAGUGAGCUUCAAAAGUUCGAGAGGAAAGGUAAUUUCCCCUUUUCCCUUUCACCAUUUAAUAUUACCAACUCCCGGACUCAAAUUCUCUUCCCCACUAGAAACUGUAGCUCGCCGAGAGGAAAUUGCCGCGAUUCGUAAGCAGCGCAACCUUUCUAUUCCGGAAAAAUGCAAGACGGACUUUGACCCUCCGAUCUCUGGAGAAGUCUUGGCGCUUAUGCCGUCAUAUCUGUCGGCGCUCAAAUCCGGGUCUGCCUUUACGGAGCGAUCCUGGAAGACUCUAGCAAAGAAACUUGAAGCAGAGCGGAAAGGUGCUGAAGCCGAGUACAACUCCAAACAGGCAGAAGAACGCAAGCUUCUUCAAGAUGCUGUUGACCGAAAGCGCAAGGAGCGACAGAAAGAGUGUCAGGAUAACAAGACCCUUCAGAUCAUUAAUCAUGCGAUAGAUGAUCUGAUCCACAACGCCAAGGAAUGCGUGCUGACGGAAGCUGGUGUCCUUCUAACGGAUCCCACCCAAUCGGCCUCAUUUCUGAUGGAAACUCUAGGUUAUGUCUGGAGAAGCUGGCAUCGACUCAACCCGCUCCUACCACUCUCGAUGAGGGGAAUAUUUUAUCUCUGGGAGACGCUGUUCGCGGAGCUGGCCAUCCCCCUGGAUAUGGAAUUCCAAUGCCAGUUUUGCGAACGACGGACCGGCUUUAAAGCAAUGCUAAGCCACAUAGCUGAAGAACACGGAAAUCGUGAAGAGUCUGUAACAUCUUGGCACCGGGCCAGGGGUACUUCUAAAUACGCAGAUCCCCUCGAUUGGGAUGGAGCCACAUGGCCAGAAGUUCUGCCAUUUUUACCCGCUGGUUCCAAAUUUACGCCUCGCCUGUCUUGCGAUGAGCAUUGGUGUUUGGCCAAGUCGUACCCGGUUGUCAAGCAGAGCCCGGGACGGAAAUCGGGCGUUACCGGAGAGACGACAAUUUUGCGUCCCAGAAUCGAACGUUGUCUGAGGCGUGUUAAUGGAUUGGAGGUGCCUCCAAUGUUUAAGUUGGCGACGUUCCUCGCGAGCUUUUCCAAAGAGGAAACCUUCCCCGGGUCACAUGAUCUCAACUCUGUUUACUACGAGAUUCUCAGGAUCCUCAGAACUCCGGCGGAUCACGAUGUCGGGUUUUUGAGCAAUGAAAAGAUAUUCUGCAAAAUUUGUGUGGAAAACAAGACGCUCUUGCUCAACGAUAGCCAUCCCGGCUCUAAAAGCUUUUUGCAACUCAUCGAGCAUUUUUGUGAGAACCAUUAUGCCAUCAUCGAGUUGGAGAAACCCGAAGGCCUAAACUGGAGGAAAGAUAUGAUCCUGCUCCCCGGGCCGAAAGAUAUCAAGAGUAUGUAUCACAAGCUCCCCGAUGCAAUGCGCAAAGAGUGGGACAGAGCCAACGAGACCACCGGACUCGAUCUCGAAAGUUGCAAAGCAAAGAUCGAAGAAGAGUCCGCGGGGAAUCGUACUCCACCUUUACCUAUGAGCCAGUGGAAAUACAACAAACAGUUCCCGAUCCCCCAGCCCCCGCCAACACCUGUGUCACCGCUCUGUGAUCCCCUCGACUCUGCAUUCUGGGAGAUCGCUAUCCAAAUGGAUCUCUCGGAGUCUCUUCAUUCAUAGAUAAAAGUAUUUUACGACGAUUACGAAUCUCCCUUCUCCUUCUUUCUUAGGAUUUUCUGGUGAACUUGAGGCCUAGGCGUAACUGUGCUGCUUUCCGCUUUUUUUUUUUUUCUCUUAAUACCUCUUUUUUUCUUUUUCCGGGCCAGUCUUUUUGGCUGGAAAAAUUCCUUUUCGUUCGCGUCAUCUGGGGUCCUUUAGAGGUUUGCGUCUUAUGUGGCUUCCUUUGAAUAAUAUCCUCCUACUCAUAGGCUUCCCUCCUCCCUCCUACUUUCCUUGCCAACUUCAUCACGAUAACCCUUUUUUUUUCCCUUUGCCCUAGGGUGUCCGGUGCCGUGUCGGGUCGUUGUAAUAUCAUCUGUACUUUAAUCAUGGGAUGUCACUCGAGUUGCUUUUGCUCACGAAAGAUUGUGAGGCUUGAGGACUAGGCGGUGAUGGGGGAUGGGGAUGAACAUUGUAGCAGCUGAGGGGUCUUCCUGAGAAACAAAAUAAACAGUAUUAGUUAUAGUUUCUUGCUUCCUUGCUCUCUCUAUUCUAACGUCUUUUUUUCUACUUUUUCCACUUGCUAGAGAAUUUAGAAAUAUGCCUUGCUAGUUUGCGUGGGGAUGAAGUUCUCCUCGGCCGGAUUUGGUUGGUGUCAUACUAGGUGUUUUAGGCCCAGGGACUCCAUGGCUUGGUAAUUUUGCGAACUGGAUUGGGGAGUAACUCGGGAAUUACUGAUUUUGUAUUAUAGGAAUUAUGAAUAUACUAUCCUUGAUGAUU
Tuber aestivum (summer truffle) is the source of this 3521-nucleotide messenger RNA. The record is from the annotation of a GenBank genome assembly. Lineage: Eukaryota; Fungi; Ascomycota; Pezizomycetes; Pezizales; Tuberaceae.